CACACAUGCAUAAAAUAAUGAUUGUCAUAACUGCCACGAGCAAAAACAUUUGAUUUUAGUACACAUAUACACAUGUAACAUACUGAUUCAUACAAGAAAAUUACACCAUUAAGUUCCAGGAAAUUACACGGUAAAUGUUGGGAAGUUACACUUUAAAACCCCAAUUGUUACUCCCUUGUUUCUCGUUGUUUCAUUUUCUUCCGCUGCACCUACAUUUAAAUACCAGUAAGAACCGGAAAGUAUUUUAUAUGUACGGAUUCAUACGAGGAAGUUACACUGUAAGUUCUGGGAAAUUACAUGGUAAGUGAUGGGAAGUUACACCGUAAAACACGGGCUGUAUUAUAAAGAGUUACCAAAAAAUGGUCAUGUAGUUGGUGUUCAUAGCUCUAAGUUGCUAUUUGUGCCCAAAGCAUUUUGUGCAAGACUUCGCCAAUUGUUUUGUCUUCUCUUUUGCCAGGCCUCUGGCUCCACACACAGGAUGUACCGAUAAUGGCAACACUUGUUGGGCAAUCUCUUGGCAACAAAUGUUUAUUUUGAAUGUUUUGAGAGAACACACACAACCCUUAAUACUGUUAGUUAGUGCUUUUCAACCUGGGAGUUGUGGCCUACCAAGAAGUCACAAGAUAAAUUGGCAGAUAUAUUAGUUUUUUUUAAAUGUUUUGGAUGCUGGAUAGUUUCACCUCUUUUGUCCUGUAAAACUAUUCAGAGGAAUCAAUCACUCUUUGGAUGAAACGCUCACAGCUUACAUAUAGUCUACAUAUGCACUUUUGUGAUUAGGGUUCGCCAAAUAGUGUGGGAACCUCUACUGUAGAUUAUUUUAUUGGAUCAAAUAAAGAUCUGAGCUGCUUCAAAAAAUAAUGCAUGAAAUAUGCAGUGGUAAAUAACCAUUCAACAACACUGUUAGAAGGCCAAAAACUGUUUUUUUUCCAACUCUCUCAAAUUUUCUCAUAUUUUACACUCCUCAGAUAAUGAUGCAGAUACAGUUUAUUUACUGUAUGCACGCUGUCAUUUCUCGGCAGCUAAUUUUGGUUUCUCCUGCAAAACCGGUUGGAUUGCUGUUUUAACAUCCACAUUCAUUGAGGCUACAUAGCACAGACACUUUGGUCAAGCUCUUCUCUCUACAAAAGGAUCUUGUUUUAUAGUGGUGAACUUUUGGUAACUCAAGGAUACUUGGAUACAGGUCAGUGAUUAUUUACCAAGUACACAAUUUAUGACUUUGUUUUGCACACAGUCUGGUCAUGUGAUUGUUGUCGGAGUUCCUCACUGGCAACAGCGAUAAUGACAGAUAAACCUUAUUGCUCUGUGCAGAUAGAGAGACUCCAACAAUGAAAAUGUUCAGCUCUGCUAUUAUAGUCCUGAUGCUCAACACCCUCUGCGCCUUUUCACAAAUUCCGCAUGAAGUUGUCUAUUUGGUGGGCUGCUUUGAGAAUGGCACAACUGAGGAACAGUUUACAUUUGACGCUGAGGAGAUUUUAUACGUGGAUUUCAUGAGACAAGCCAUUGUAUACACUGUGCCCAAAUUUAUGAUUCUUGACCCUAGUGAAGUUUUUAAGACUCUUUAUUUAUAUAAAAAUGCUUUGAAAAACAAGAAGGCGUGUUCAGUAUUGGUGAACUUCUUGGCAGCGGAAGAGAAAAACGUACCAGAAGAAAAAGACCCUCCUGGGGUUGUCCUCUACCCCUCUGAAGAUGUUGAGCUGGGUGCUGAAAACAGUCUUGUCUGCUUUGUGAAUCAUUUCUACCCGCCUAACAUCAAUGUCAGCUGGACCAAAAAUGGCCGUCCAGUGUUGGAGGGGGUGUCACUGAGUCGAUAUUAUCCCAAUUAUGAUCAAACCUUCCACCAGUUCUCAACCCUGACAUUCACACCAGAGGAGGGAGACAUUUACAGCUGCACGGUGGAGCACUCAGCCCUGGAGAAACCUAUAACAAGGAUCUGGGAACCUGACUUCAGUCAUCCCAGUCUUGGACUAGAUGUUUACUGUGGAGCGGGCCUGACUCUGGGUUUGUUGGGGAUCGCAGCUGGAGUAUUUUUAAUUGUCAAGGGACGCUAUGGAAAUUAAUUUUCCUUUCUAAGAGAGAUAUACACAUUAAUUUGAUGAUGAUUGAUUGUACAUGCUGAACGGAGUAGUAUGGAGCAGUAUGGAGAUACCACUACAAUUACAAUUACAAUUUUUCAUUUAGCAGAAAUUUUUAUCCAAAGCGACGUACAUCUGAGAGCUGAUAAAACACAAGCAGGGAUCUAGUCAGGAGAGAACAACACGAGUAAGUACUAUAAAGCUAAGUUUGAAUCUGAUAGGACGUUGAUGCCAACAGGUGGUGCACAGAGGCAAUGAAUAGAGUGCAUAGAUUGCAUAGAAGCAGUUCUUUUUUUUCCCGUUUUUUAUUUUUUCUCUCUUCAGUCCAUCAAGUGCAGAGGUAUUCGUGAAAGAGCUGGGUCUUUAGUCUUUUCUUAAAGAUUGAGAGAGACUCUGCAGAUUGAACAGAGUUUUGUAACUCGUUCCACCACCAGGGAACUACAGAGGAGAAGAGUCUAGCUAGCGACGAAUAAAGAUUGAUCAAUCUGUAAUUUCUAUAUUCAACAGAAUUAAUUGGCUCAUUCAUGAACUGGAUGCAAACUGUAAGUGUGCUGCUAUAUCCUCAGAUGACUCAUUCUCCUCAUUUUCACUCUACAUAGACUCCUAAAUUGUAUAUAGUCAUAUACAUGACUUUACAACUUGAUGGGACUAAAAGUUCAAAGCUGUGAUGACAAAUAAAAACUAAGAUCUCAAUAAAACCUCAGGGCUCUGUGGUUUCCCUUGUACAUAUUUACAAUACAUGUUGUGACCUACUUUUAUCACUGCUCUCAUCAACCUAACCAUCAGGUAUUUAAGCCCUCAGUGUAGUCUUACAGACAAGGGGCAACCUUGUAGCUUGGGACACUCAGGCCUGGUUUGAUACUCAUGAGCAAUAUGAGGAGGGGAAGAGUCAGAACAUGAUAUAAGAAAGGUUAACUCUCACAGAAGACAAAAAAGGCAACAAAACAAAGACUUCUUUGUUUUGGGGCACUGUGGGGCUUCACACAUGCUGCAUGGGUUGUCCCUACAACACUGGAUAAAAUAAUUGCUGUCGUUUAUAAUGCAGAUUUUAGUUUUCAGCGGGAUCUGGCCAUCGUUGGCUUGAUAUCAUGUAGUGUGGAGGCUCUCAUUAGGUUAGGUCAAUGAUUCACAGCCUGAGGAACAAAACAUAAAUAAUCAAUGUUUAUGACCCCUGAGCCACUAUGAGGCCCACAAAUGAGUGAUUUCAGUCCUUUCUUGAGCACGUGAAGCCCUGUUUUUUCCAUAAUUUAAAUGAAAACACAUGAUGUUAACUGUUGAUAUACAAGAUGUUCAAUUGUCAGUUUUAUUUAUACUCCCAUGCGGAUGCGUACACAGACAGCUGCGGACACCGUGGACAGGUAGUUCUGUUUAUAUUACCUUCUGGGUUCUGCUUGGAGAACACGUUCCACACAUGCAUAGUAGAUCACUGUCUACAGAAACACAGCACUGUGACCAUACAGAAAGAUCCGUGCAGAUACAAUUGUGCAUACGUGGAUGUCCACACAGAGCCUACGCAUACACCCUCUGAUGACGAAAUUUAUGUCAUGCGGACCCUAGCGGACUCACAGACACGGAAAGUAUAAUUUCAGCCUUAGUGUUUGUGCACUGGAGGCUUCAAAUUUCCACAUCACACUUUUUUAAGUUGCAUACUGGACUACGACUGGCUUCCAAACUCUUUGUGACGUCACAAAUCAUGCUCAUAGGCCCACCUUUUAAAAUUGGAUUUUCAAUGAACACAGAGAAACUUUCCAUUUUCAGCAGAUGAAUGUGAAAACAGCCUUCUAGUGUCAAACCCUGCACAGUGGAGCUCAAACACC
Molecule: messenger RNA, 3889 nt
Organism: Thunnus maccoyii (southern bluefin tuna)
Lineage: Eukaryota; Metazoa; Chordata; Actinopteri; Scombriformes; Scombridae
Product: H-2 class II histocompatibility antigen, A-U alpha chain-like
Exons: 5
Coding region: 1326-2057 (243 amino acids)
Biological process (GO): antigen processing and presentation of exogenous peptide antigen via MHC class II; immunoglobulin production involved in immunoglobulin-mediated immune response; positive regulation of T cell activation
Cellular component (GO): MHC class II protein complex
Molecular function (GO): MHC class II protein complex binding
Source: RefSeq, a predicted model, not a curated record